CAAGAGCUACCGGGAAGUCCUGGGCAUUUGGCCGCGUGUGAGGAAAGAAGGGCCACAAGGUUGGCGCGCCGACCCUAGCCGACUCAGGCGGCCGCAUGGCAUGCUGGGAAUUGUAGUUCGGUGCAGGUUUAGUGUUUCGGACAUGGAGGCUCCAAAAUCCGAGGUUUGACUUCAGCCAGCUCUUGCUAGUGCCUUGGUCAUUGGCUGUCGUUAAGGCCUGUUGCCAUUCGCGGAUAAACACAGGUUGAAUGAAGGCUAAUGAAACAUAACCAAGCAAGUCUGAUUGUAGGAAUUGAAGGCCGGUCCUCUGGGCCCUCCCAUGGUGGGCAGUUCCCAUCAGCCGCAUGCGUGCAACACCGGUGAUUCCAGCUCCUGGUUCUGGGGCUCACUGACUCCCUCUUUCCUGGGAAGAUGUUCCUGGUGGGCCUGACCGGGGGCAUUGCCUCGGGCAAGAGCUCAGUGGCCCAGGUGUUCCAGCACCUGGGCUGUGCAGUGAUUGAUGUGGACGUCAUCGCCCGGCUGGUCGUCCAGCCAGGAUACCCUGCCCACCAGCGCAUCGUGGAGGCCUUUGGCACUGAGGUCUUACUGGAAAAUGGCAACAUCGAUCGCAAGGUCCUGGGGGACCUGAUCUUUAACCAGCCCGACCGGCGGCAUCUGCUUAACACCAUCACUCACCCUGAGAUCCGCAAGGAAAUGAUGAAGGAGAUGUUCAAAUAUUUUCUCCGAGGAUACCGCUAUGUGAUUCUGGAUAUCCCCCUGCUGUUUGAGAACAAGAAGCUGCUCAAGUUCAUGAAGCACACGGUGGUGGUAUACUGUGACCGGGACACACAGCUGGCACGGCUGAUGCAGCGGAACAACCUGAACCACCAGGACGCAGAGGCCCGGAUCGAGGCCCAGAUGCCCCUGAAGGAGAAGGCCCACAUGGCCCGCCACGUUCUAGACAAUUCAGGAGAGUGGAGCAUCACCAAACACCAGGUCAUCUUCCUGCAUAAUGAGCUGGAGCGCUCCUUGGAGUACCUACCACUGAGGCUUGGGGUCCUCACAGGUCUGGCGGGCAUUGCCAGCCUCCUCUACCUGCUUACCCACUACCUCCUGCCCUCCCCCUAGCUAGGCACUCCCAGGCAGGAAGCACCAGGCCUUGAUCUCAGAGGCUGCAUCCUGUUUCCUUCUCACCCCCUUAAUAAACACACACACACACAGACACACACACACUGAAUCUGGACUGGAGCCCUGCACUGGGCCACCCCUUCUUUGGAGUGCAUCUUGUCUGAGGUACAGAAACAGCUCCCUGUCAGGAGAUAGUCCUUCCCACCUUCCCCAGGGCCCCUCCCUCUGGAAUCACCUACAGAACAGUGUCCCUGGUGGGGCAUGAAAGCAACAGUGGGGGGCCGUUACACUGCUUGUGGGUGGAGGUGGGGAAAACUGCCUCUGUGGUCUUCACCAGUGGUUAAAGCUGGGAGGAAAGUUCCCAGGGCUAGAAUCCUCUCUGAGCACGUGUCUCAGCAAGGCCAAAACCAUGCAGACCAUGAGAGACCAUUAUGGACCAAGGGCUGCCCCCUUCUCUGCCAAGUCAAAGCCCUGAGCCAGGAUACAGUGGAUUCGCUGUGGCUGAUGCUGCAGCCAGGCAGAGGCCGGGCCUCUUCUGGGACGACCCACCGUCCCACCUCAGUAUUUCUCCAGCUCUCCUGCUCCCGCCCCAAAUAUUCCUAGCUCUGAACUCUUGGUAGUUCACAUGUUUCUCACCUCUGUGCCUUUGUCAUGUUGCUCCCUCACCUGGAAUACCUUUUUUGCCCCCACAACUGAUUAACUCCCAGCUGAGGCACCACCUAAAGCCCCAGGUUGGGAGGUGUUCUGGGCCCCGCUAUGGUUUACUUUAAUCCACGAUAUAGUAAUCGUCCAAAAGCUAGUUGGUCUCUCCCCUGGAAGCCCUUUGAGGGCAGGGACUGUGUUUUACUCAUCUGUUUUCCUGGUGCAGAGCCUGACUUGCCAUUGGUGCUUAAUAAAGUGUGUUGAUCGGGAA
Molecule: messenger RNA, 2020 nt
Organism: Manis pentadactyla (Chinese pangolin)
Lineage: Eukaryota; Metazoa; Chordata; Mammalia; Pholidota; Manidae
Gene: DCAKD
Product: dephospho-CoA kinase domain containing
Exons: 6
Coding region: 412-1107 (231 amino acids)
Biological process (GO): coenzyme A biosynthetic process
Molecular function (GO): ATP binding; dephospho-CoA kinase activity
Source: RefSeq, a predicted model, not a curated record